This is a messenger RNA of Durusdinium trenchii, 2139 nucleotides long. Lineage: Eukaryota; Dinophyceae; Suessiales; Symbiodiniaceae. The record is from the annotation of a GenBank genome assembly.
AUGCCAUGUGGCUGGCUCAAAGCCUUGAUGCAGUUGGGAUUCGCCGACCUGGUGAAUUUCAUCUCGUGGGGGAGUGCGACCAAUUGGGGCCUUGCCGAGUCACUUGAGGCUGCUGCCAACCGUGCCGAGGGCAUCUCCGCUGCUCCCUAUCCUCGGCCUCAGGCCGUAAUUCUUGCUCAGUCCGUGUUCGAGCUCUACGUGCCUGGAACGCCGGCUGCUGGGCUGGCGCUGUCCUGGACGGUCCGGCGAGAGCUUUUGGUCAGGGUCCAGGAGCGCGAACGCUAUCUCGAUCACUUGGAGCAGCUGCGGCUAAUCCAACUUUGCAAUCUGGACCUCGCCAAUAAGGGUUCCUCCGCCCCACGAGAGGGCCGUGCGGUGGAAGUCGAUGAGCAGAAUGGGUUCCUCGACAUGAGCUGCCAGACGAUGAGAGGACGCUUCCAGAAGCUGCUGAUGGCAAACUCGCUGCAGGGCAUCUCCAAGGACAGCGAGCUGACAAGAAGACGAGGAAGAUGGGUCUCCAGCAAGAUCAUAGAGAUCUACGUUCAGAAGGUGCAGCACUUUUCCGUGGGCCUUCCAACUAGCCUGACGGUGGCGCAGGGCGACUUGGCAUGGCCCGUUCUGUUUGAGCAAACUGCGCGCGACUUUGAGCUGGAGUCCUUGGGUGGCAAAGAGCGGGAGCUGACGAAGCCGCAGACGGCGCUGUUCGACCUCCUGCUGCUGGAGACGUUGGCGAUGGCCAUGGAGCAUGUUGGCGGUUGGGGAUCCGGAAACAAUGCAGCCAAAGAGGAGCAGCAGGACGAAGAAGGUGAUUGGGUUUGGUUCGAUGAAUCCUGGAGGCGCAGAAGGGCGAGCUACUCGGAUGAUGGACCAGGGGCAGGAAAAUUUUUGGUCACAGGGAAUUCGUUUGUAGCCUUCCCUGUGGCAAAUUUUGGUAAGCAGGGCGUGCCCGAUCGUAGUUCUGUAGUGCCAGAUGGUAGUUCUGUAGCCUUCCCUGUGAGGCUGUUGGUGCGUGACCUCCAUGACCAGGAGCUAGCGCUGAAGGUGGUGCCUUGUGACCGUUUGGAUGACAGGGAAGCGGCAAAUGCAGCAGCAGCGACAUUGGCAGAGGCACGUCUUUUGCAACAACUCCGGCACCCAAACAUUGUGGCGUGCCAUGAUGUGCAGUUCGACCCUUCAAGACGAUGUGUGUGGUUAGCUUUAGAAUUUUUGGAUGGUGGUGAUCUCGGAAACGGCAUCAAAGUGCGUCGGCUUCACAACCAGUCACCGUUUGACGGCUAUUUUUUGGAGCGCGUCCUUUCCAUGGUCGGCGGUGCGCUGCAUUAUAUCCACUCCCAAGGAGUGUUGCAUCGAGAUGUGAAGCCACCAAACUUGCUGGUCGAUCGCCACAUGCAAGAAGUCAAAUUGGCUGACUUUGGUGUUUCCAAGAUUCUGGAGGCGUCAGGCUACGCAGGAACAGUGCUGGGCACACCGGCCUACCAUCCUCCAAAGCUGGUCUCCGGAAAACCUUAUGGACCUCCAGCAGAUGCAUGGGCACUGGGAGUUUGUCUAUAUGAGCUGGCAUCACUCCAACGGCCGUUCGAUGCUUCCAAUCAGCUUGCAUUGGUGUGGCAGAUUGUCGAGCAUCAACCGCCGGCUUUGCCUCCUGAAACUCCUGCAGACAUGGUCGAGAUCAUUCGCGGGCUUUUGCAAAAAGAUCCGUUGCAGCGCCUUCGUUUGGAGGAUUUGGGUUUCACAUUGCCGGAGGUGAGUUGUGGCUUUGCAGAAGGCGGCCACGGGAACACGAGUGAUCCUACUGCCACCAAACGAUGCCUGACCAUGAGCGAAUGCUCUGGGGUUGGCGCAGCAGCUCCUGAAGCAGGCUAUGAUAGCUUGAAGGUGAUGAGCGACGAACAAGUACCAACACCUCCUGUCGCUCCUUUGUCUCUUCAUGUGGCAACUGAAGGCAGUGAGCUGGAGGAGGUCAUGCUUGAAGAUACUCCGGUAUCUCCUACCCCUCGUACGCGCACCGAAGGGCUCACAGCCUUUGUCGAGCGGUCGCCUGCCACACCUACCACACCGCGACGGAAUUGGCUGAGCCGUUUGGGCCGUGGACUUCGCUAUGGAGUGUUGGGAGGCCACAGUGGCCGAGAAGAGGCAUAG